Mesitornis unicolor (brown roatelo) is the source of this 371-nucleotide messenger RNA. RefSeq names its product muscleblind-like protein 3. The record is from RefSeq and is a predicted model, not a curated record. The transcript is spliced from 2 exons. NCBI's taxonomy places the organism in Eukaryota, Metazoa, Chordata, Aves, Mesitornithiformes, Mesitornithidae. Gene Ontology annotation, molecular function: metal ion binding. The annotation marks the transcript as partial.
AUUUUAAUUUUUGGGUUUUAAUAUGGCUGUAAACGUUUCCCUGGUUCGUGAUACAAAAUGGCUGACGUUAGAAGUGUGUCGAGAGUUUCAGAGAGGUACUUGUUCUCGGUCUGACGCAGAGUGCAAGUUCGCCCAUCCGUCACGGAGUUGCCACGUGGAAAAUGGUCGAGUUAUUGCCUGCUUUGACUCCCUAAAGGGCCGGUGUACCCGAGAGAACUGCAAAUAUCUCCACCCUCCCCCGCACUUAAAAACACAACUUGAAAUAAAUGGACGCAACAACCUGAUCCAACAGAAGACAGCCGCAGCCAUGUUUGCUCAGCAAAUGCAGUUCAUGCUACCGGGCGCGCAGCUACAGCCCAUCGUAAGUCACG